Mus musculus (house mouse) is the source of this 1668-nucleotide messenger RNA. It is a transcript of the gene Rita1, whose product is annotated as RBPJ interacting and tubulin associated 1. The transcript is spliced from 4 exons. Gene Ontology annotation, cellular component: cytosol; nucleus; cytoplasm. The record is from RefSeq and is marked validated. Gene Ontology annotation, molecular function: tubulin binding. NCBI's taxonomy places the organism in Eukaryota, Metazoa, Chordata, Mammalia, Rodentia, Muridae. Bases 495 to 1256 code for a protein of 253 amino acids. Gene Ontology annotation, biological process: Notch signaling pathway; negative regulation of Notch signaling pathway; nuclear export.
GUGCGCAGGGGUGGGGCGUCGCACCGGUUGCCCAGCAAGGGAUGCGGGUGGGCGCGUGUCGCUGUGGCGCCCUUGCUGAUUCUGUGCUAUGAGGCUUUAAAUGUGGCGGAGACAGAGCUUUCUGGCCGGAGGCUCCAGGAGAAAAAGCACCAGGCAUGGAGAUCCCGUGACGCCUGCGCUUUCAGCUCUGUAAGCUGGCCGGUGCGUUGCUACUCUGCUGUUGGGAGCCUGAGCUGGACUCGGGGAAAAUGCAUUUCGUAUGAGACUGGUUGGCGAGGACUGGAACGCACCACGUUUGCAAAGCGCUUUGCACAAGACAGUGCCUGCUUUAGCCUGACCCAUGCACCUCAGACGCCAGGCGAUCGUGCAGUUCUCCGUGGGAAGUAGAAGCGGGAGGAUCCGGAGUUAAAGGGAGCCCUGGAGGCUGAGUCUGUCAGGCACACCACACCCACUGGGCAACGUGAAGACCCCGGUGGCACCGGCCCAGCAGCGGAAUGAAAGCCCUCCACCUUCAGCACCGCAGUCCCACCAGCUACAGGGUCAAGGCCAGGGCAUCCUAUGUGGAUGAGACCCUGUUUGGCAGCCCAGCAAGAACCAGACCUGCCCAACCAGACUUUGACCCACCCUGGGUGCAGAAUUGUAACCGAUCCAGAGGAGUGGGCCCAGGACCACCGAAGGGCUCUCUGGCCAAGAGAGACUGUGAGUCCCCCUCUUCCAGGGGCAGCACCCCAAACCUCACACCAAGGAAGAAAAACAAAUACAGGCUGAUUGGCCAUGCCCCAUCCUACUGCGAUGAGUCACUGUUUGGCACUAGCAAGGAGGGGUCUCGGAUGGCCGUGGGGGAUGCUGCAAAGCUCCGGACCCUUUUCUGGACCCCACCAGCCACCCCUAGGGGCAGCCACACACCUUGCCCCAGGGAGACCCCUCUGCGAGCCAUUCACCCAGCUGGACCCUCCAGGACAGAGCCCAGAGUGACUGCAGGCUCCCAGAUGUCAUCCCAGGAUGGGUUGUGUGUUCCCUGCUCUCUGGGACAGAGGCGGUCCCAUUCACUCACCCACCUAACUGUCCCCAGCACGGGUCAUCCAGCUUCCAGUGCUCCCCAGACCAAUGGGCCUUGGAGUCCCCGGCCUAACACAUCAGGGGCGACUGUCCAGAGUCCCCUGGUCACUUCCAAGGCAUGCUCAGGUCGUGUUUCGGGGCCAGCUCCCCCUCGGCGAGGGGCCUGUCCUCCCAAGCCGAAGCCUCCUUGGAAGUGAGAUUCUCGUCAGGGAUGCUUUUGGCCCAAAGCCAGGACUCAAGCUCGGGUGGGGUCCUAUAGAGACAACGGUCCCCAGGGCCUCCAGAUGCUGGAAACGCCUCCACGGGGUGCCACGGUGAGGAUGGGCCAUAUUGUCCUAGUCCCCACAAGCUCAGGAUGUCCCCAGCCUUCUCUGAAGGGUGUUUGGGGUCCUUGAGAUGUUGUCUCUCUAGCGGUGUCUCAGCCGCCUUCUGCAUCGGUGCCAAGCCCCACCCAGCUCCCUGCAAAGGAGUAUGUUUUUUACAGUGAUCUGGAGGCUCUGAGGAAGUGUCCUGGGCUGUGCGUGGACCCAAGUGGGUGGGACAUGGGAAGACAUUAUUUUAGUAUUCAUGUAUUUAUUCCAUGUAUUAAAUGAAUUUGGAUCACUAAAA